AUGGUGCCGGAUCCUUCAAUGCACAAGUUGGCCGGCGGGCGCAAGAAGACAGUGUCCUUCAGUAGCAUACCCUCAGAGAAGAAGGUGAGCAGCGCGGUCGACUGCCUGGCCUUCAUGCAGGGGGGCUGUGAGCUGAAGAAGGUGCGUCCCAACUCCCGGAUCUACAGUCGUUUCUACACCCUGGACCAGGACCUCAGCUGCCUGCGCUGGGAGCCCUCUAAGAAGGAUGGGGAGCGCGCCCGCCUGGACAUGGCCGCUAUCAGGGAGGUUAGGACGGGGAAGAGCACUGAGACCUUCCUCCAUAACGGACCUGCUGCAGAACACCUGGCUGAGGAGGCUGCCUUCUCUAUUAUCCACGGGGAUGACUACCAGUCUCUGGACCUGGUGGCUCUUUCAGCUGACGUGGCCAACAUCUGGGUGACAGGGCUCCGUUACCUGGUGUCCCACCCCUCUGCCAUCGGGCAUGGAGGGGGGGCAGGCGGGGGAGGAGGUCUGGGAGAGGGGAGCAUCAUAGGGGAGGGUAGCCUCGGCAGUAAGAUGAGGAGUGAAUGGCUGGCCGCAGAGUUUGCCGAGGUGGAUGAAGACGGGAAUGGGAUCGUCGCAGAGGAUACGGCCGUGGCAACCAUCUGUAAGCUGUGUCCUGGCAUCAAGGAGGCUAAGGUGCGUCUGAGGUUCAAGGAGAUCCAGCGCAGCAAAGAGAAGCUGACGUCUCACGUGACACGCGAGGAGUUCCAGGAGGCCUUCUGCGAACUCUGCACGCGCCCAGAUGUCUAUUUCCUAUUGGUCCAGCUCUCUAAGGACCGCGAGUGUCUGGACGCCCAGGACCUUCGUCUCUUUCUGGAGACGGAGCAGGGCUUGUCCCUGGCCACAGCUGAGGGCUGUUUGGAGCUGGUCCUACGCUUUGAGCCCUCCAGACCAGGCCGAGAGAGAGGCUUGUUGGGGCUUGACGGCUUCGCCCGUUACCUGCAGUCUCCAGAGUGCCAGCUGUUUGACGUGGAGCACCAGGGAGUGUGUCAGGAUAUGAGCCUGCCCCUGUCCCACUACUACAUCAGUACCUCCUAUCGGUCCUAUCUCCUGGAUGACCAGGUCCAUGGGAGGGCUGAUCUAGGGGGUUUGACCAGGGCUCUUCAGGCCGGGUGUCGUUGCCUGGAGCUGGGGGUGACAGACGGCCCAGAAGGGGAGCCUCUCCUGGGGGUAGACUAUGGUCCUGAUGCCCACCGCCACCACCACCAUCACCACCACGCCCCUGUCACCAUCCGCAGUGCCCUGGAGGUGGUGAAUAAGUAUGCCUUCCUGACCUCGCCCUACCCGCUUCUGCUCUACCUGUGCCAGCGCUGUUCCCCCUCCCAGCAGCGUACCUUAGCCCAGCACCUGAGGAAGGUGUUCUCUACACGUCUCUACACCCCUGAGGCCCUGCCGGUCAGCCCGGUGGGGCGAGCCACCACCCUGCCCUCCCCUGAGCAGCUGAAGGGCCGGGUGCUGCUGGUGGGGAAGAAGCUACCCCCUGAAGAGGAGGGGUCCGAGGGAGAGGUAUCAGAGGAGGACGAGGAGAUAGGGGGAGGCGGACCCUUGGCUGGCCGGCGAAUGACCAUCCCCGGAGAGGAGGAACUGGGUGUGGUUUUAGUGGUGCCCCCGCCCCCUCAGCCCAGGAGACUCCGCCUUCAACGCGAUCUCUCAGAUCUGGUGAGCGUGGCUAGAACCGGAAGCCGUAGCUUCUACAACCACCGAGAAACAAGGAACUAUUGGACUCUGUGCUCCCUGGGGGAGGGAGAAGCGGGCCGGCUGGCCAGUGAGAGCCCAGAGGACCUAGUAGGCUUCACCAAGCGUACCCUGACCCGUGUCCGGCCCAGCUCUGUCCGCCUGGACUCCUCCAACCCCAACCCCCAGGGGUACUGGAAGGGCGGGGUCCAGCUGGUGGCCCUCAACCAGCAGACCCCCGGGGCCAUGCUGGACCUCCACAGGGGACGCUUCAUCCAGAACGGGGGCUGUGGCUUCGUGCUGCGCCCGGGGGUCAUGAGAGACGAGGUUUCCUACUUCAGUGCCGUGACCCAGGGGUGUGUGCCCGGUGUGCCCCCUCAGACCCUCAGGGUGAAGGUGAUCAGCGCCCACAACCUGCCCAAGCCGCAGGGCGCCGGGGCCAAAGGAGAGGUUAUAGAUCCCUAUGUGGUUCUGGAGCUACAUGGGGUACCAGCGGACUGCGCUGAGCAACGGACCCGGACCGCCGCACAGAACCAGGACGGCCCACUGUUUGAUGAGACCUUUGAGUUUCAGGUGAACAUGCCAGAGUUGGCGCUCCUCCGCUUCGUGGUAUUGGACGACGACUACAUUGGAGAUGACUUCAUUGGCCAGUACAGCGUGGCCUUCGAGUGCCUUCAGCCGGGCUACCGCAACGUGCCCCUGCUGGGUCUGGAGGGAGACCCCUUGCCCCACGCUAGCCUGUUUAUCCAUGUUGCCGUGACCAACCGACGAGGGGGGGGCAAGGCCCAGAGGAGGGGUCUGUCUGUGCGGAGAGGGGUGCGGCGGGGGCGAGAGUACGUGACCCUACGGAACACGGGUAUUAAAGCUCUGGAUGAUACGUUCCGUCCCGCUAGCACCCAUCUCAGAGAGGCCACAGACCUGCGGGAGGACGCACAGAGUGCAAGUGUGAGUUUCAAAGAGCAGUGUGGACUCCCCCCGGUGGCCAAGCUGAAGCAGUGCAUCCAGAGCCUGGCCACACGGUUGCAGACCCCAGAAGGGCCCCCGGGGGCCAGCAUGACCCUGAGGGAUGGCUACCCCCACCUGGAGGCCCUGGGCAGCAUCACAGAGGUCACGCGCAAACUACUGAAUCACUAUGAUACGAUGAUCUCGGCCAAGAAGCAGCUGAUCGAGAAUGCAGACGCUGUGCAGGAGAGGAUGGCCCAGGUGCAGAGAGAAGGAAUGGAGUUCCAUGAGGAGCUGCCCAGGCUGGGAGAGAAGGAGGGGCUGAAGGGACACAAGCAGAGCAAAGCCCUGGAGAGUUUCACCUGGAAUAUUACUGUACUGAAGGGUCAGUGUGAUCUCCUGCGCAGUGCCAAGGUAGACUCUCUGGAUGCUCUGAGACAGUUGGCCCUGGCCUGUGAAGCCUGUGGCCUCACCUCCACCACCUCCUCCUGCACCUCUUUUGGUCCCUCUGAUCUCUUCUACACCUCCCACAGCAGGAGGGGCAACUCCCAGGAGAGGAGAGGAAGCACCCAGGAGAGGAGGGUGAAUACCCAUGGCAAUGGACGAAUAUGACACCCCCCAACCUACCAGAGAGAGGGAAGGGGGAUAGAGGGAUCGAGUGGAUGAGAUGGUGACAACCCCUCAAAUCCCAAACUGCCAGAGAAAGGGAGGGUGGGGAGAGAGAGAGAGAUGGAGAAAGAGAGCAGAGUUGGAAUGGUCUAGAGUAGAGCCCAGAGCCUAUACCUUUAUCCAGAGUAGUAAGACUAGUGAAGAAUCGUUGCAGUAAUUUGACGGCUUACUUUGUGUUCAUCAGUGGAAAUCGAUUUGUGCUUAUUUAAGUCGGACACUUGAAUAUAACGCUCCUACAAUUUACUUCAAUGUUUUUUCUCCCUAAAAAGGGAGUUGUGAUUGUGAAAACACGUUGUUCUUAGGUAAGAACCCUUUGCUGUGGAGAGGACAAGUGAAGAGUCUCUGUCCUUCUGAACCCACCUAAUUGAUCCCUCGGGAGGAUGUGAUGUCACGCUGUUGAUGCCUUGUCUCACCAUGGAUAAAACAGGGGGUUGAGUCACAAGUGACCCUCCCAGUUUCCCACCGACACAGCUACUGUUACACCCAGCCCCUCUCUCCUUCCUUCCCCCUCUUUAUCUCCUUCACCCAGAACCCUCGGUACGUGGAGUGUUUUGAAUGUCUAGCCUGUCUUGCGUACCCCUCACCCCCCCCCCCCCCCUGAGAGACCCCACCAGGUAUCCUUUCCUGAGAAGAUGGGAGGAGGAAGAUGUGUUGGUAGUUUUACAUGACAUGGCUUAACCCUGCUUCAGGCUACUAUGUACUACCUGAGACCAUCCACAGGUGUCAGAUGGCUAGGGGCUAGGGGCUAACAGUGACACAGUAUCACAACAUCACAGUAAGGUCUGGAAGACAACCUGAAGACAACCUGAAAUAGUGUGAUUGAAGAAAACCUGUUGAGUGUGAUUGAUUGAUUGAUUAUUUGAUUGUGUUUAAUAGGCUUAAUUGAUUAGUUGGGCGGCAGGUAGCCUAGUGGUUAGAGCGUUGGGGCAGUAACCAAAAGGUUGCUUGUUCGAAUUGAAUC
Molecule: messenger RNA, 4270 nt
Organism: Salvelinus namaycush (lake trout)
Lineage: Eukaryota; Metazoa; Chordata; Actinopteri; Salmoniformes; Salmonidae
Product: inactive phospholipase C-like protein 1
Exons: 11
Coding region: 1-3252 (1083 amino acids)
Biological process (GO): intracellular signal transduction; lipid metabolic process
Molecular function (GO): phosphatidylinositol-4,5-bisphosphate phospholipase C activity
Source: RefSeq, a predicted model, not a curated record